Saccoglossus kowalevskii is the source of this 882-nucleotide messenger RNA. RefSeq lists its product as uncharacterized. The record is from RefSeq and is a predicted model, not a curated record. NCBI's taxonomy places the organism in Eukaryota, Metazoa, Hemichordata, Enteropneusta, Harrimaniidae.
AUGGGCUAUGCCCGUACAUAUGGGCUACUACGAGACAAAUAUUUUUGGGAGAAAAUGCACAAGCAUGCUUAUAACUAUAGGGUGUGUGCAGAUCUAAUGGGCCCAUAUCCUACUUCAGCAGAUGGCAUGAAAUAUAUUCUGUUAAUCAUAGAUUCAUUCUCAAAAUUUCCUAUUGCAUAUCCACUUCCAGAUAGCAAAGCAAAGACAAUAGCCUACAAAUUAGUGGAUCUGUUCUGUAUGGUUGGAGUGAUUACAGAAAUUCACACUGACUGUGCUUCAAAUCUAUGGGCGGAUGUAAUCUUUCAUGUCUGCAGAAUUUUUAAUGUCAACAAGAGACCCAGCUGUGCUGUACGUCCUAGAGGCCAAGGCAUAACAGAAAGACAAGUUCAAACUAUUCUAACCAGUUUAAGCAGACAAUUUCAUUCUCAUCCAACCAUGUGGGAUAAGUUUCUUCCAUUUUCUUUACUUUCAUAUAGGAUUACGAGUCAUGAAAGCACUGGACUGGCUCCAUCUCAAAUCUUACUGAAAUUUAAAUAUAUGAGAUCUACUUACGAAGAGUUGACAGCAGAAGAACCUCCUAACUUAACAAAUAAUUGUCAUCCUGACUCUCCAGUGGCUAGCAGCAGUGAACCUCCUAACUUAACAAACAAUUUUCAUCCUGAUUCUCCAGUAGCUAGCAGCAGUGGACAGGUUUCAGAGACAGAUUCAUCUGAAACUGUAGUCUCCUCAGAAACAAAACAAUAUCAAAUUGAAAAGAUAGUCAAGUCCAAACUUGAUCGAGGAAAGAUGCAAUACUUGGUCAAAUGGUUAAAUUUUGCUAACAGUCAUAACCAGUAUGUCAAUUAUAAAGAUCUGAAUGAGACAGCUCACAAGUCUAUGUAG